GCUGCAGAAGAAGAAAGAAUACCAAUGCAGUUAAAAUUAUUUUGCACGCACCUCCUAGCCCUUUUCCUUGCCCUGCUCCUCUGGGUCCUAAAGCUGGUGGCUUCACGCUGGUGGUGGUGUGGAGGUGUCACAGUAAGCUGUAAGCAUCGCUGGAGAAAAGUUGCCAUCACGCUGCCCACGCUCCCCCAGCCCCUGGCAUCUGAGACCAUCCCCAGUUGAGAGGUUCGGUCCAUUCUAUCCCCUUGGGCGGUCCCAAGUGUCCUCACAGAGAGGGUCAGCAUUUGGAAGAAUCACCCUCAGCGCUGUGCACUAGGGGGAAGGUGUGAAGAUCCCAAAGGCUUCCUUGUCUCCCCUGCUGUGCUUCUGUAUGCACUUCUGCCCCACUGACUAGCCGUGUCCUGCCUCACUAUUUCACAACGCGACAGCGGGACCACAGCUGAGCACAUCAAUACCCGGCUCAGCCCUGAAGCUCAGCCCAGGAAGCUGCUCUGCCAAAGUUCAGGUUUCACAGGGCAGGCAUAAAUGCUAGAGAAGAGGAAAUGUACAUUUGAAAACAAUCAGGUUCAGCCUGAAGAAAACAUUGGUUUUCAAGACAACUAAGAAUUAAGAAAACACGAAGAAAAUCUGAAUGCCACUCAAGUAGAGAAGGCCUGGGAAAAAGAAAUACUGAGGAAGAGCAGUUAAGAGAAAACAAAGGCAAAACACACAGCUAUGCGUGUAAAAUUUAGAGCCAGAAAAUUCACCAUGACAGAAGCACUCCCUGAAGUGACAACCGAAUACGGUUACGAGGAAACUGCUUUCACCUGCGAUGAAACUGACAUCCAAACAUUUGGAAAAAUAUUUCUGCCAAUGUUUUAUAUCGCCGUGUUUGCUCUUGGCCUUGCAGGGAAUGUAAUGGUGGUUUUGGCCAUCGUGAAAGAAGGCAGUAAAAAGAGCAUCACUGACAUUUAUCUCCUGAACUUGGCUGUCUCGGACCUUCUUUUCGUGAUCUCCCUCCCCUUCUGGGCCUCCAACACAGUGAGGGGAUGGACCCUCGGCACUAUCCCUUGCAAAGUUGUGUCCUCACUGUAUUACAUUGGUUUCUUUGGGGGCAUGUUUUUUAUCACUGUGAUCAGUAUCGACAGAUACUUGGCCAUUGUCAGGGCAACAUAUUCCCUAAAAUCCAGAACAAUUAAGCACAGCUUUCUGAUAACCUGCGGGGUAUGGGCAACAGCAAUACUGGUUUCGGUGCCACAUUUUGUGUUCUCCCAGAUGUUAGAAAAUGACUGCAUUCCUAUUUUACCCCAGGAGCUGAUGAACAUCUGGCCGGUGUUCUGCAAUGUGGAACUGAACACCGUAGGCUUUUUCAUCCCAGUCUGCAUCAUAUGCUAUUGCUACUGUGGGAUCAUCAAAACCCUGCUGUACUGCAAAAACCAGAAAAAAGCACGAGCCAUAAAACUGACCUUGGUUGUGGUGAUUGUGUUUUUUCUCUUUUGGACCCCCUACAAUGUACUGAUUUUUCUUGAGACUUUAAGGCACUAUGAGUUAUUCAUAAGUUGCAAUCAAAUUAAAUCACUGGACUAUGCAAUGCACCUGACUGAAACUGUUGCGUUCAGCCACUGCUGCCUCAAUCCUUUUAUCUAUGCUUUUGCUGGGGAAAAAUUCAGAAAGUAUCUUCACCGUGUCUGCUUCAAGUACUGCCCAUGCCUGUGCUUCUGUGGGCCCUGCAAUACCUACCAAGUCCGCCCUUCAGCUAGCUAUGCAGAAAGCAUGGUGAACAGCAACAUCACCCUCAACACCAGUGACCAGGAUGGAACUGUCUUCCUCUGAAGCAAGAAUGUCUCACUGGAAAAAGAAAUCUGUGUAGAUAUGCCUUCUGCAGGGCUAGCACUGCCAGGAGACCAAUGUUAGCCAUUGCAAAAGACCUAUGACAGCACUGAAGUACUGACGUGCUUCUUGUUAAGCAUUAAAUAUUCUUAAAUAGUGAAUAUUUUAAAAACAAAAGCAGUACAAUAUGUCAAGGCUGAACACUGAAGUGAAGAGGGAUCAAGAGAGAGGUAAAGUAGAAGCAAAAGCAGCAUCCUUUGCCCAGAACAGCAUUGGAGAAGAAUUUAAGGAUCAGGACACUGUUACACAGUUUUGUCAUCUGCGCUUCUGUGUCCUUAUGUGCACAUGGUAUAAAUGUACACAGACCUUAACUCCUUUUUUGAGAUCUCUUUAAUGAAUAGUAGCUGACUGUUAGCAAAUGGGACUAUUUUUGUAGCUAUAUAUUGAAUUAUAUCCAUAUGGAAGAAAUUUUGUGGGGUUGUUGAUUGCAACAAAUGUUUUUCCCGUGCUUUCAUAACUAAUAAAACCCUAAAAAACAGA
Messenger RNA from Numida meleagris (helmeted guineafowl), 2346 nucleotides. RefSeq names its product C-X3-C motif chemokine receptor 1 (gene CX3CR1). Gene Ontology annotation, biological process: immune response; chemotaxis; G protein-coupled receptor signaling pathway. Gene Ontology annotation, cellular component: membrane. The record is from RefSeq and is a predicted model, not a curated record. Bases 712 to 1809 code for a protein of 365 amino acids. The transcript has 3 exons. Gene Ontology annotation, molecular function: chemokine receptor activity. Lineage: Eukaryota; Metazoa; Chordata; Aves; Galliformes; Numididae.